AUGGAAAAGAAAAGAUUUAUUAGAGAUGAUGAUGACGAGGAUGAUGAUUAUGACGAAGAUGAUGGACUAUUCAAAGAAUAUGCAAUAAUAGAUUUAUCAAGAUAUAGAACUGGAGAGAUUGGAUUAAGAUGGAGAACAGAGUUGGAGGUUGUUAGUGGUAAAGGACAAAAGACAUGUGCAAAUAGGAAGUGUUUAGUAUCAAACACUCAACUAAAGAGUUAUGAAGUGCCCUUCAACUACACUGAACACAAUCAUGACAAGAGUGCAUUGGUCAAAGUUGUACUAUGCUACGAAUGUUCAAAACUAUUGCAUCAUUACAACACUGUCAAGAAGAAGAGACUGUUGAAGGAGCAAGCAAAGUUGGCCAAGUUGAACAAGUCAUUAAACAAGAGGAAGAGACGAGAUGAUGAUGAUGGAGAUGGAGAUGGCGAUGAUGGCGAUGAUGUCGACGAUGGCGAUGGACAGGAGGCAGAGCAAGUGGUCAACCAAGAUCUGGCUUGA
Acytostelium subglobosum LB1 is the source of this 501-nucleotide messenger RNA. RefSeq lists its product as hypothetical. The record is from RefSeq and is a predicted model, not a curated record. NCBI's taxonomy places the organism in Eukaryota, Evosea, Eumycetozoa, Acytosteliales, Acytosteliaceae. The transcript has a single exon. The coding region runs from base 1 to 501 and encodes 166 amino acids.